Prorocentrum cordatum is the source of this 306-nucleotide messenger RNA. NCBI's taxonomy places the organism in Eukaryota, Dinophyceae, Prorocentrales, Prorocentraceae. The record is from the annotation of a GenBank genome assembly.
AUGUUCGUACGUGGCGCCGCCCAGCAUUUUUUUGGGGCGGGCUCGAGCACGAGCAGGGCCACCAGCGAGCCAGGUUCCAGCACUAGAUGCUCGCUCGCGGCGGCAUCCGCCUUCCCGUUCCUCAACCCUCCUCUCCGUCCUUCUGCCGUCUUCCCCGCUUUCGCGCCCUUUUUGUUUGCCAGCUUCGGGAUCGCGAUGUUCGAAGCGUUGGUGCUGGCGCUCUUCGGCUUGCGCAGUACUCCCCCAGAGCACGCCAACAGGCAGGUAUCCGAGAGAAUCCCCUGGCCCAGAACUCAGGCACAGUAG